Molecule: messenger RNA, 2952 nt
Organism: Porites lobata
Lineage: Eukaryota; Metazoa; Cnidaria; Anthozoa; Scleractinia; Poritidae
Source: the annotation of a GenBank genome assembly
AGUAUAGAAACAAACCGCAGAAUUGCUAUCGGCGUUUGGAAUGAAAGUGAUCAUCCGUGGGAAGCAAUUUCCGUGUAUUUUUCGUCUGGCACCUCAGAUAACAUCCUUCCACUUAAUGUUCCAAAAGGUACAAACUAGAUUAGUCUAAUUUUAAAAGCAUAACUCCUACCUAACUACUUAUCAGUAUAUUAUGCUUGCUGUUUAGCGCAGGUGUACGGCAUUCGGAUAGAUCCCAGACACGCAUCCAAUGUGUUGUGGGGGUAAGAGAGAAUUGGGGUUAGGUUGAGGCGCGCGGGAACUAAUGGGAAGAGACAAAGGAAUAAUAGCGACUUGCAGACUUCGUUUCAUAGAGCCGUGCAAAUUGCCACGGAGCCGUGCAGGUACUUUUCGUAAAGGUAAUGGCACUUUUCUGGUAUUUUUGUGGUCAAAAUCCUUUGUGACGAUGAUUUUAAUUUUUUUAUCAAAAAAAAAACGGUUUUCUCUAUGUAGCAAAAAGUAUUUGUUAUGCCGUUUCGCCUGCAUGGCGUGCGCGCUGGAAGAUUCCCGGGAAAGCAAUGUUGACUAUUUCGACAGUUCUUACAGUGAACUGUCGUUUGAAGGUUGGUAAUUCUUUUCUCUAUUUUUUCUCUUUCCUAACAAAGGUUACUUUUGAGGUAUCUCGCAGCACCAGUUCACACUAUAAAGUAUCUUUAUUCAGAAUACCCACAUUAAAGUUAUUCCAAUCAUUGCAGAUGCAAACAUUAGGUUUACUUCUACAUUAUUAAUAUCAAGCAUUAAAGCUAGCUCCCUCAAUGUGUUUAUUUUUAUUAGCCUCUUCAAGAACUAUAUUUUUAUACAAAUCUUGAAAUCAAAUGUAACAAAGGUAGGACCCUAGGUCACAGUUAAACAGUCGUUUAUUGUUAGUAAAAUUGUCAGUUGUCCAGUCGUUUUCUCGUAGUUAGUUUUGCUUGAUUCACGUCAGUAAGUCCUUUGUACGGUGCCGCUAACUGUUGAUUACAAUUCAGUAGCAUUUGUUCUAAGUUAGUAAACCAGCUUUCUAAAGAGAGUCGUUGAUGGUAGUCUGUAGAAUACGUAAUACAUGUCGCAGAGUCCCAAUCGAUUUGAUGUUUCGUCUGUAAAUGGUGCGCGGCAAUGUGAUUAUUGACGUCAUCAUUUGUCGUCGCUCGUUUGUGUUUAGUCAGUCGCAUGCUAAGGUUUCUGCCGGUUUCACCAAUGACGUAGCCUGGCAGUCGUAGCAAAUGAUCUUGUCCCUUGUCCCGGGGGGGAGGGGUACUUCCUUAUAAGAGGCUAAUGGGGAUGUGCCGCUGGAUGGUGUCGCAUUUUUAUGACUGGAUUGACUAUAAUGGGGUUACAUUUUCAAUAGAGUUACUACAGUGGGGUCGCACAUUUUCGGAUUUUUGGGGUAAGAAAGUUCUUCAUAUUUACGGUUAGCAAACGUACCCGAAUGUUUGUACUGUAGGUGGGAGGCAAUGAUAGUCUUUACACUAGAGCCUAAAUAAGCUAAGAAAUAUUUCAAGACAAGUAAAUUUUAAUUACUUCAAGUAAAAUAAAGCUUCACACACAACCGAUUCUUUUUCUUUCUUCUUAGCGGCUCUUAAGUCUUCAAACAGCCUAGUGUAAAGACAACCAAUGUGUUCUUUAUUCAAUUUUAAAAAAAUGGGUCAAUUCAUUUCAGGACUGGACCUAUUUAAAGGACUGAUAAGGUAGAUACAUGAAUAAAAAGUGACUGAGAUGGAAUCGCGAAAAUGACAUAUUUGCCCAAAAGUGACUAAGAUGGGGUCUAGAUUCGGCCAAGGAACAGACUAUAAUGGGGUACGGGCUCUGAGAGGCCAGCGGCACAUACCAAGUAAAAAUUAACCCAAGUUCCCCCCCCCCCCCUCCGCCCGGGGGGAUCUUGUAUAAUGCUCCCUGUCUGUCCUAUCAAAUGCUGCGAAUGCCAGGCUACUCGGAUCUUAAUUCGUUGUUAAAGUUACUUUGCAUUCGUACCAAUCUUAUGUCAGUAGAACUAGUAAACAAAAGACACACUUUUCAUUAUUGCCAAGAAAUAACCGUUACUAAUAUCAUAGGUGACGAAUUACUCCUUAAUUUUGGCGCAAAAUUUCAGCGUUAAUUUGUAAUUUCACAUGUGAAAUUACAAAAUUGCCAUGGCAACCCUUCCGUACGUCUCAGUGUCAAGAUGGUGACGAAGUUUUAAUUUAAAAUGCCGUGAAUGAAGAUGUCAGGGCACAAAAAGACGCUUUAGAAAACAAGAACACACAAGAGAACAUCAAGAAGGAUUCUAAGAGGUAUUUUGCGAAAAAGUCUGAAAAUUUAAGGUCUAAACAUUUGAGAGAGUGGAGUUCUCGAUCGAUACGAUCCAGGAUAAACAUGUCAAAAAUCCAAGAUUGCUAACGUAAUUCGUCACCCAUGAUAUUAAUAGGUAAUCAAAUGGUAUACUCGUGAAAUUAGGGAAUAAUUUCACGCGCGUUUUGUCCAAAUCCUAAUAAUUUCCCUCGCCUAAGGGCUCGGGAAAUUAUUAGAAAUUGGACAAAACGUGCGUGAAAUUAUUCCCUAAUUUCACUCGUCACCAUUUGAUUACACAUACCUAUCUGCUUGUUCUCAUUAGGUGAGGCCAUACUAUGGGGAGCUCGAAAAACUUCGGGACCUAUAGCUAGAGGAGCCGUUGGAGUCUUCACGUACUACAUACCAGCCUUAGACAAGACAUUAGCUAUCAUGUAUUCCGUUCCUUUUGAUUUCAACUUAUUCAGAAAUUGGUGGAAUAUAAAACUUUACAGCGGUCGCCGGGAGGCCAGUAAACAGACGUUCAGAGACAUGGAUGGUUACGACAAAGUGAAGGGUGAUAACGCCUGGCAUACUAGAAAUUUAGGUUCAGGAUUGUCUGUGAAGGGUGCGAUGGGGAGCACGGGUCAAUCCGAACUUGAGAUUAGGGUUGGGAUUGCAAGCAAGACAUGA